GGGGGCGUAUCCAAGGGGCGGGGCCAUGUCUAGUACCAGGGCAGCCGGAUCGGGGCAGCCAUGGGGGGGCGCAGGGACCCCCCGACCGGGGAAGCCCAGCAGGGUCGGAUCCGGGCUCGGCUGCUGCGCUGCUUCCUCUGCUCCCGGACCCGGAGCCGGAGCCCAGGUACAAUGCAGCCCCAGGACCCCCCCAGCCCACCAGGGCCGGAUCCAGAGCCAGGAACCCCCCGGGCCUACUUCAGCGGCAAGGCACGUGUGUCCUUCCGCCACCAGCUGGAUGCCCCUCUCGAAGUGGCCGGCUGACAUGGACAAAUCCGCAAUCCCCGCAGCACUGGAGCCCCCCGCCCUGGUGAGAGAGGAGGUGCAGGGCACCCACAGCCCCUCAGCAAUGACACCGAGCUGGGGGGGGCACGGAUCCAGAGACCGCCAGCCAUGGGAGGACUGGAGUAGGGGAAGUGUCCUGGAGAUGAGGGCAGGGUCCUGCAUCCCACGCGGGACAACCCCAGGCCCCAGGACUGGCUUGGACCAAGCAGGAAGGGGUCCGAUCGCCUGCUGGGAACCAUGGGGGGGAACCAAGCAGAGCCCACCCCCCCCACCCCUGAGGCCCCUCCCAGCCCUGCUGCUCUAGGAUCCGAUGGCAUGGGGGAGGGAUCGCAUCCCAACCCCCCCACAUCCAAAUGCCUCAAUAAACAACUCUGCGGUGAUCAAA
Molecule: messenger RNA, 709 nt
Organism: Alligator mississippiensis (American alligator)
Lineage: Eukaryota; Metazoa; Chordata; Crocodylia; Alligatoridae
Exons: 3
Coding region: 61-303 (80 amino acids)
Source: RefSeq, a predicted model, not a curated record